AUGGCACUGCAUAUCGAUCCUCAUCGGGAUAUCCCCCCACAGCCCAGCAAUGCUGAGGAUACGGGGGACCUGCGGUUUACCGUAUCCAAGCGCGCGCUACUACGCACCACUGCCGAAUGGACCAGUAUCCUUGGUGUCUGCAAGACUUGGCAAGCCAUCGCGCACAAGACGUUCGGCCUUUGGAGAUCAUCCGCCCUCCGUGGGAACGCGGAAUGGCCUAUGACGUCCGUUGCGGGCGGAGCAGGCCAUAACACUGGCUCUAGCCCUGCGCGAGUAUUGGACAUCUACGUCUUCCUCGACGCAAGAAAGACCCCUCCGUUCACCUUUCACGAGACCCUCACGAUACACGCCUCCCACAUCAACUCGCUUACCUUCAUAUAUGCGUCCCCCCUCGUACGUUGGUACCAUCCCCGUGUCGUUGACCCUUGGGACCGGUUUCAGCUGCAGCUGCUCUCUGGCGCCGUCGACGACUUUGGCGUACCAACGGUGUGCAUUUACGACACUACCAUCACUUUCGAUGAGAGCCCAUGCCCUUUCUCCUUUCUGGACACCGCAAGUUCAAUUCAGUCCCUCUCGAUGAACAACACCUCGCCUCCCUGGACUCGUUCAAACAACCUCCCGGCGUUCUGCUCCCAACUGCAGUUUCUGGAAUUCGGGAGUUUCCGGCGUGGGACCAAGACAUUGGGAUUCUACCAUCUUCUCCCAUAUCUCGAGAGCAUCUGGCUCCGCAGCGUAGAUCGGGUCCACCCCACCCUUCUCCCACACCUGAAACUGCCGUCUCUCAACCGCGUCCACAUGGUCGAGAACGCGAGAGCAGCAGCAUCCGCGACGUCUUCCCUCCCACUUGCGGACGUCGACCACCUGCUCAUCCAACGCUCCAACGACGCGCACUCCAUCGAACUCUUCAAACUCCCGGAAGGCCUGCCCCGGAUAUCCCUGCGCAUGGCCCGGGAAGGCCUCGACGCGACCCGACGCGCGUUCCACAGAAACCUCUCCCCCGCCCUGCGCUCCAUCGCGCGCGUCGCCCCCGGGCUCCCGCUCACCGCCCUCCUCCUCGACCUCCCGCACGCGCUCCGCGUGCGCCCGGACGCCUGGGGCGCGCUCCUCCGCGCGCUCCCGCUCCUGCGGACGCUCGUCCUCGGGCGCGACGCGUCCGCCGCCGUCGCGCCGCUCGCGGAGGACGACGCGCUGUGCGCGUAG
Molecule: messenger RNA, 1200 nt
Organism: Epithele typhae
Lineage: Eukaryota; Fungi; Basidiomycota; Agaricomycetes; Polyporales; Epitheliaceae
Exons: 6
Coding region: 1-1200 (399 amino acids)
Source: RefSeq, a predicted model, not a curated record